This is a messenger RNA of Xyrichtys novacula (pearly razorfish), 5965 nucleotides long. NCBI's taxonomy places the organism in Eukaryota, Metazoa, Chordata, Actinopteri, Labriformes, Labridae. The record is from the annotation of a GenBank genome assembly.
AUGAUGUCUCCUGAACUUGUCCUGCUAAUGUUUGUGUGUCUGCAGAGUGCACGGUUCUGCAGAGGUGAGUAUGCUGAAAGUACUAGUUUAAUGCUGGUUUUGGAGGGAAAAGUUUAAAUACUGGAUUCUGAAACUGCAGCUGAUGCUCCCACUGAGCUGAAACGUAAAUCAGGAAUUUCAUGAUCAAUAUGGCAUGCUGCUUUAUUAAACUAACACCUCUGUUGAUGCAUAGGCUAUGUGUCUCUUUCUGCUGUGCACCCUGUGCUACAAACAAACUACAAACUCAGGGUACCCUCUAGUGGGGAAACAAUGUAAAUAUACAGUUUUACCCAAAUAUUGAAGCUUAGUUUAGUACCAUAAAAGUCACAAUUAUUAGCUGAAAUUAAGCUGGACUUUAUAUUUUAGAGCUUAAAAAACCAAAGCAACAAAAAAGCAGUUUUAGAAUCUUCUAAAAUACAAUAUUUCAGGAAAAUUAGGACCUCGGCUCAACUCAACUUUAUUUGAAAAGCACUUUAAAACAACCACAGCUAAACAAAGUGCUGUACAUAAAUAGUCAAAACAACGCAGGCAUAAAAAACGAUCAAAAAGCAUUUAAAACAAUGGAUAAAAUAAAAGCAGAUAUUAAAAAGUAAAAUAUAGUUUCAAUGUUUUUAAAAAGUAAUUUAAAAACAUAGAAACACAUAAAUAAAAACAAACCAUAAAACGCUAAAACAGGAGCCGAGUCUCAUGCAGGGUUGAAAGCCAAUGAAUAAAAAUGGGUUUUAAGACGAGUAUAUAAAAAUGGGCAGUAUGGCAGGUGCAAAUAUCUGUUCUUUCUACUUCUGUAAGGUGAGUUAUUGAUCCUUAUUUUGCACAGUUUUGACAUCAUUAACAAAAAAUUAUUGUUCUUAUUUUUAAAACAAACAGCUGACUGAUAUAUGAGUACACGUGUUUCAUGAAACACCUACAGCAAAGGAGGAACAGUGUGAGAAAACAGGGAGAGAGAGCAGGGAGCGACAUGUGGGAAAGGAGCCACUGGCUGGAAGCAAACCUGAGCCGACCACUCGGGGCAAAACAUCCAUAUAAGGGGGGCAAGCAUGGACCACCAGGCCAGCAGUGCCCCCAAGUUAGAGAAUUUUAACAAAAGGGAAUUUUGAGAAUAAUUUUGCAAGUGAAAAAGCCACAAAUGUAGAAGAACUGAAGUGUAACUAUUAAAUGUUAAAUGAAACAGGUGUAAAUUCAUGAGAUUAAAAGAUUAUUUAUUUUUAACCAAAGUUAUUCUUUUAUAGAUUUAGCCUGCCAAAGAAACAUUUGUAUUUUUUUGCAUUUUCUGGCUAAUUUCUCACAGAUACUUUGUAGUAAAUUUUGCUCAGUUUAAUGGUCUGUUAGUUUAACAGAUUAGGCUGUCAACAUGGGGCUCUAUGAGGGCUGACUCGCUGCAGGAUCCAACCUCUAGUGGGCAUGACAGGAACUGCAGUUACCUGCUUUAUGUGAAAUACUUGUUUUCACUUUUUUCAAGUUGUCCUUUUUUCCUGCAGCCGCUCCUGACGUGCAGACGUUGAACCUCAAAGUGGAGUAUGGGGAGUCAGCCAUCUUGCCCUGUAAUGGCUCCGCAUACCUGGGGGAGGAGGGGAGCAUCCAUUGGGAGACGAGUAUGGGGGAGGAGGUGGCGCAUCUGCAGAUAGGGGAGCACAUAGGGGGAGAAAGUUCAAAGGUUAGAUCUGUGCACAAUGUUUUUGGGUAUUUUUCUUCAGUCCUGACAAGUUUAAUUACAUGUACCAAAUAAAAAGGGAGCUGCCGGGCUCAGAGUCAUGUUAGUUUUGCACUGUGCCAACUUUGCAUUCAAAAUGAGGUCAGGGACAGUUACUUCUGACUGACAGUGGUGUUUGUCCUCCAGGUUCAGGUGGAGCUGCCGUCAGAGGAGCAGCUCAGGAGAGGAGACUGGUCUCUGCUUCUCCGGCACACCAUGCUGAGAGACUCAGGGACCUACCAGUGCAUCUGGGAGGGACAAAGGCAGGGCAUCGUGUCCACAGUGUGGCUCUCAGUGACCGGUAAGGAAGUUAGGAAACACUGAACAGAACAACAAAGAUUUUUGUUUGUUUUUCAGUUGUGUUGUGCAGGUUAUAGGUCACAUUGAAGGUGGAAGAAGUUGUGAAAUUAUUUAUCUUGAUUUAAUUUUUUAUAUGGCAAAAACCUGAACAGGGGUGUGUAGACUUUUUAUAGCCACUGUAGGUAUCACAUUUGAACAGAAACACAGGAAAAGGACCACCUCUGGAGAGCUGGUUUAGUCUGACAUGAUUUGUUGAAAGAAAAGGGCGUACUGAGUCAGGUAAGAACCCAACUAAAAAUUAGUCCAAUUCAACAAAGCAAGAAAGCAGCAUUCAAAAGUCCCCAAACCCUCAGAAAUGAAUAAAUCAGAUACUCACUCUCAAAACAUGCUAGGAUGUGAGAAAGAGACCAAAGGCGGGUUCAGGCAGGUCAGGGACAAUCGGGGACUGGAUGGACAAUCGCAGAGGAGAGAAAAUUAAAAAAAAACAUGAGGUGAAGCUGCAGAAACACAAUGAUGAGUCACGAAAUGUUAAAACUCUCAUCUGUUCGUUCUUAUUUAUACCCCACCAUCCCAAAGAGCCACCCACUGAGCGCCAACUGACGAGCUACGAGGGAGAAACAGUGAUGUUGAACUGCUUCCUGCUGAUCUCCAGAAGCCAGACGCUCAGCAGCCUGCAGACCUGGUGGACCAGGAAUGGAGAGACUGUGUUGUCAACAGAGCCGGAGGUUCUGAUCACUGCAAACAGUCUGCUGGAUGUUAUCAUCUAUCUCUGACUGUCUGACCUGGUCUUGUCUCUCACAGGCUGACCUCCCUUUGGACAGUCUUUACCGUUUUAAAGUCCCAUUUGGCACUUUGGAAGAGUUUCAUCUCAGUAUCAGCCCCACACUGCUGUAUGACAACGGAGAAUAUCGCUGCUGGUAUAGAACAGGGUCAGUGAAGCAUCACAAUAUAGAAAAAUAUUCAUGCAUGCACCAACAAACUCACCUCUGAUGCAGGGCUGAAAAAAAACUCAGCCCUUUGCCUUGAACUUCAUCAUGUCAGGGCUCAUACAAAGUUCCAUGUCGUGUUUGUGCAUCAUUUGUCUUUAAUAAUAACCUUUAUUUAUGAUGCUUUCAGGGACUUCGAGUCUCCUCGGCCAGGGUUACCGGAUAGAAUCAGACUGACUGUGCUGGAAAAAGUCUCUACAGGUAACUGAAUGUCAUAAAACAACAUUUUUUUUCUCUCAUUUUCUGUCAUUAAAAACAAAAAUUUCUCAGUAGAGCAUGGAACCAAACUGUCUGUGGGUCAGAGUCUUGCUUGCAUGCAGGUUCUCUCAACAGUUUCUCUUGAAGGGGCUGAGCCAACAAACAUCUACUGUGGCCAAAACACUUACUCAGGGUUUUUCCUGCGUUCAAAAUUGCGUGGCGGCCGCCUCCACUUAAUUUUGUGCCGCCCCCGGCCAGAGCGAUUGAUUUCGCUCAACACAGCGUAAAGCUCCAGCUGUGUUGAUUGAGCGAUUGAUGUCCCGAUGCAGCAGCAACGUAUUUUAACUGCAGUUGCAGCGUUGCGCCACUAUAGAGGCGCUAUAUCAACAGCAGUGCACCGGAGAGACCUGAAGCAUCUACUGAAGAAGAAACGGAUCGAAUCAUGUUUUUUCAAGUUUUUUUCCCGCUAGUUGGUGCUAUCGGCGUCCUGAUUUUCCCUGGCGGAUGGUACAAACAGGUAAAUACUGCUUCUCUUUUUUGCAUCCAAGCAUGUCGUGUUUAUUUAAAAAAAAAAAAGUUUACUCCGUUUUUAGCGUUGCAGUUAUGACAGGCAAAAUCAGCCAGUACUUUAAAAAGCGACCUCGUGAGGAGGAAAGUCAAGAGUCCAGGUGAAACACAGCAGAGAAAAAAACGUAACAGGCAGUUAAAAUGCUAUAAUUCAUGUUGGUGACAACGUGGAAAUUUGUGUCAGGUCUGAAAGUACUUCACAAGGGACUGGUGAUCGCGAGGGUCAGAAUGCAGGACAGGACGAGUCGGCGAGGCGAGGGUAAUUAAUUAAUUAGUUUCCAAUUAGGAGCAUAACAAAGCAAAGCCGACGUGUACGUGGUUUUUAUUCCUCUUUCCAGAUCUUCUCAAAAACACAGAGCCAGUGGCUUUGACAAGCAGUGGCUCAAUCAAUUUACCUGGCUCAGGCAUACUGAGGAAGGCAUGCACUGCUGUUUAUGCCAAAAGCACUGUGCCCCAACACAGCAGGCAAUUGCUGCCUCCUUAGUGAGACAGCCAUCAUCCAACUACAGGCUGGACACAUUAAAAAGACAUGAGGUGACAGCCAUUCACAAAGCAGCAGAAGAGAAGGAAAAAUAUAUCAAAGAUGGUAGUACCUAAAAAAAACUCAACUAAUUAAGUUACAAAAAAUAAAUAACAUAGUUUAGAUAGUUUAAGAAAUAAUUGGUUGUCGUUUUUUUUUUUAGGGAGGACACUGCAGCGUAUACAUAUAUAUGAUUGAAAACACUAUCACUCUUCAUGUCUGUAUCAGAAUAAAAACAAAAAUACUUAAUGCAUGAUGAAUUGUUUUGUUUAAGGUGAAGACACCUCUGUGGAACAGACUGAAGGAGAGGCACUUGGAUGUCUGUUGUAAGGUGGCCGUUGAUGGACCAGACCAGGAGGCCUUGGACUACAAGGAGUGCAUGAGGAGGUUCUACAGAAUGAAAAAGAGGAGGCUGAAAUGUUCUGUCUGGUUGCGAGAUGUGUGGAUGAAGUGUUCUUUCAAUUUAAAGUUGCCAGCUGAUUUGUGUAUGUAUAUAGUUUUAAUAAAUGAAUGCUUUAACAUAAUAAUGGUCACACUCUUUUUUUGAACUCUUAACUUAAAGUAUGUUGCCUGUAAAAGAAAGUGAAUCGGUUGAAUUUACAAAUACAUGCACGUCGUGGCGCAUGGUCAGGAUGGUGCCACCUCUGCCUCAAUUUGAGCCAGGAAAAACCCUGUUACUAGUGCAGUGGUUUUCAAGUCCAUUCCUUGAGGCCCACUGUUGCAUGUUUUGGAUGUUUCCCUGCUCCGACACACCUGAUUCAAAUGAUCAGCUCGUUAGUAAGCCAUUACAGAGCUUGAUAAUGAGCUGAUCAUUUGAAUCAGGUGUGUUGGAGCAGGGAAACAUCCAAAACAUGCAGGACAGGGGGGACUUGAGGACUGGACUUGAGAACCACUGCACUAAUGCCACAUCCCGAGGCGACCAUGUGUGGCUAACAACUAUCCACAUAUUGACCCAUUAACAAUGAAAAAAAUGCCCUCAAAAGGUCACCAUAGAUUUAUGGUAACAAAAGAAUAAAUUACUCAACUGAAGCUUAACUAAAGAACAAAUUUUAUAAAUCAACUUAACACGCACAGAAAAAUAAAUAAAUAAGAUAAAACAAAAAAAAAAAAACACAGAUGAGAGGCAAUAGGGCAGCAGUCACCCUCCAGCCAGCUCUGGACCUUUAAACUCUACAGAGCAGGUGACGCUGAUUGCCAAUUAGUGAUUUCACCUGGGCAGAUCUAGGUUAGGCCAAAGGGGGAAAAAAACGCAAAUAUACAGCCAUAACAGUGACAUGUAACUCAAAUAACCUAACUUAUAUUAUACAAUAUUGAAAUACCCUUUAAGUUAGUCAAACAGGAGUCAGCUGUGUCAUCAUGCUAAUAAAUCUGUAACAGUUAAUACAAAGUGAGUCAUUUCCUCUGUGUUUUAGCCACAGCCGCAGUGACAGACGACUGGCUUAGUUCCUCAAAUAGUCCCACAGUAUUUCUAAAUAAAGAGUGGACCGAAAGCACCACAUCAUCCCCUGAUGUUAUCCCUGUGUUUCUGGAAGAUUCCACUCAGCCACCAAAAGGUAAACUUUACCAAGUUAGCCGCAUGGAUAGAAAAACAAUAACGUUUGUACGGCUUAUUAAAACUGUGUGCUUGCUGUAGGCGGAUCUUGGAUGCUGCUCUCACAUGCAUGA